AUGCAGGCGGCGCCGCACAAAUGCAAAAGCAGUGCAGCAAAGCUUGUAGAUGGCCGGUACAAACCUUACGAUCCCUGCCUGACAAUGUCAGGGAGGAAGAUCGCUUUCAUUGACACUGCAGAGUUCAAGUUCCUGGGGCGAAGGCUGCAUGCUGAUUGCUCUGAGCAGACCCAGCGGGAAGACAUCCGUCAACUCACUGUAUCUCUCAUGCAAAAAGUAGAUGGCUCUUGGCUUCAAGACCACCACAAGCUAUGGCUUUACCACCAUCUUGUAGUGCCCAAGCUUUCUUGGUCUUUCCAGGUUCUUGAACUCACACAAGGUUUUGUACGUGAACUGCACUUUAUGUGUUUACCAUUUCUGAAGAAAUGGUCAGGCCUACCUCGAUGCGCAAACUCUGCCAUUCUUUUUAUUGGCAGUCGCAAACGCUUUGGCUUACGCCUCCACUACCUUCCUACGGUGUGGAAAAAGUGCCAGUCCAUCAAAUGGCACAUUCUUCGAUCGAGUGGGGACGCGCGCAUGAGGGCGCUGUACACUAUGCGUCGGAGUAAGGAUGCGAAGCUGACAAAGCGAUAUGCGGCGACAAUAGAGCUGGAGUGUGCAGAGGCAUCAGUAGGUUCAGGGACUCUCCGUCCACCGUCAUCUUCAAGUCAUCGUGCAGGGUUGGGUGCUCGUGCUCCGAAGCAGCAUUCCAAACCCCCGAGGAAGGAUCUCCUUCAAACAUUUGAGGAGAUCAACGCGCAGGAGCAGAUUUUGAGGCUGAAGACUCUUCAGGUGCAAGGCAAGUGGUUGGAGUGGACAUCGGUGAUGUGGCAGGACCUCUCGUGGAAAUCCCUUUUGUACGGUGGUACUGGUAAGGAUUUGAAAUUUCUUCUCGCAUCAACCCUCGACGUGCUACCUUCUCCGACGAACCUACGCCGUUGGGGAAACACCGUAGUGGAUCCGUACUGUAGUUUGUGCCGUACCUGGGCCUGUACUACGCGCCACGUGCUUGGCGCUUGUCGCGUAGCGCUGGACCAGGGACGUUACACCUGGAGGCACGACAACGUACUCGGGGUCAUCGUCAGGAACAUGCGUGAGGAGAUUCGAAUCCGCACUGCUGCAAACACCGUACAAACCGAAAAUUCAAAUGACCUUGACUUCAUCUCGUUUUGCAAGGCGGGAGAGAAGCCAGUUCGCGUUCAGCCCAGACGAAAGUUGGUUACGACUGAUCUCCUGUCAGCGGCCUCAGACUGGAAACUUCUUGUCGACUCAGUUAGUGCAAAGAUUUCUUUCCCUAGCUGUGUUGCACUUACCACCCUAAGACCAGAUAUAGUUCUGUACUCUACGAGUCGUAGGAUUGUAUUCUGGAUGGAGUUGACAGUUUGCGCUGAGGACAGAUUCAGUGUCAGUAACUCGCGGAAGGACAGGCGGUAUGCGGAUCUGGCCGAUCAAUGCCGAGCAAACGGGUGGCAGGUCGUUUCUUUUUCGGUUGAGUAAGACGUCUCUGCGAAG
Molecule: messenger RNA, 1491 nt
Organism: Sycon ciliatum
Lineage: Eukaryota; Metazoa; Porifera; Calcarea; Leucosolenida; Sycettidae
Exons: 2
Coding region: 1-1476 (491 amino acids)
Source: RefSeq, a predicted model, not a curated record